UGUCAUCCAGGCGGCUUUAAGGAGCACAGCAGCGGGGACGUGUGUCGCAUUCAGCUGGAAGACAGCUGCUCGUCACCGAUGGGGAACGGAGGAGGAGGCUCGGAGCCGCUCUCACUUCUGGAGCCGAAGCCGAGGAGCGGGUCACUCUGAUUACUUCAGUCCAGCCGCCUUCGUUUUCCUUGAAAGUCUGGUCACUUUGGCGCUGGAGCCGAGCUUCAAAGCGGAGGUGAGGUCGACGCCGUGUGGGUGUGUGAGCGUGUGGCAGCUGAGGAUAUUACCUCACUGAGGAUAAGCUGCGACUGCAGAGGUCUGACAGAGGUCUCUCCCUCCGCCUCCGUUACUCCUCGCCUCUUAUCUGGGCCCACUUUCUGUCUUUGCAGCCGCUUCUCCGCUCUGUCGCUCCUGACAGCGAGAGAGAGAGAGAGAGAGAGAAAAAGCGAGCGAGAGGAGCGGCGGUGACUUCAUUCCUCCUCUCAACCAACCCUCCCCCUCCUUUCUCUCUUUUCUCCCCUUUGCGCACCACGGCCAGGCAGCAUGCCAGCAGUCUUCAUCCUGCUGCGGUCCCUGCUCAUCAGGCUCCUCGGUAGCAGACUGGCAGGCUCGGUGGCACAGUUCCUCAGGAGGAGCCUCUCGACGGGCGCUGCCCACCUCGGCGCGGCGCUGCGCCACGUCUGGGACCGCGUUCGAUCCCAGGAGUCCAAGGAAGCCGUCCUGGGCUGCGUGCUGUGCAUUCUCAACAUGCACAAGAAGGUGGAGAACUGA
Molecule: messenger RNA, 762 nt
Organism: Betta splendens (Siamese fighting fish)
Lineage: Eukaryota; Metazoa; Chordata; Actinopteri; Anabantiformes; Osphronemidae
Product: protein myomixer-like
Exons: 1
Coding region: 535-762 (75 amino acids)
Source: RefSeq, a predicted model, not a curated record